Messenger RNA from Sphaerulina musiva SO2202, 1137 nucleotides. RefSeq lists its product as uncharacterized. Gene Ontology annotation, molecular function: ubiquitin protein ligase activity. The transcript has a single exon. The record is from RefSeq and is a predicted model, not a curated record. Gene Ontology annotation, biological process: protein ubiquitination; negative regulation of gene expression via chromosomal CpG island methylation. The coding region runs from base 60 to 863 and encodes 267 amino acids. NCBI's taxonomy places the organism in Eukaryota, Fungi, Ascomycota, Dothideomycetes, Mycosphaerellales, Mycosphaerellaceae.
UCAACGCCGAAGAGUUGAAUAAGCUCAGGGAGUCCCUCCACGAGGCACCAUUUCUAGCGAUGGGCGCUGCGGGGCCGCAGCUCUUGAGAAACAAAAGACUACUGCACAACAACGAUGGGCUGCCUCAGCUCUUCGACGACAGAUACGCAGGCUCAAUGAAAGGUCAUUGGCCGUGGGACAUCAAGUCUGACGCCGAGGAGAUGUAUCACAGGUGGAGUGCCAAGAAUUUUGACGACGACAUGCUGUUUGGUAUCAUUCUGGCCCAAAGGAACCGGAGCAAGAACGGCGAAGACGACCGAAAAGGUGAUACGGUCGACAAGAAUCGUCAAGUAUCCUCCAAAUACACAGGCAAUGGCAAUCUUGUAAAUGGACAGUGGUGGCCCACACUGCUCUGUGCACUACGCGACGGUGCGCACGGCGAUAGCCAGGCUGGCAUCUCUGGAGAUACUAAUGUCGGGGCGUACUCCUGCUUUAUAAGUGGCGGCAAGUACCACAUUUAUCCCGACAAAGAUGAGGGCGAUGUGGUAUACUAUUACGGCCAGGAUGCUACCAUACCAGGCGAAAGUUCGCGCGGAACAGCCAUGUUGAAGAGGAAUAAAGUGAACAGGAUUCCUGUCCGAUUCAUUCGGUCGAGCAAGGCGGCAUCCCAUUCGAAAUUUGCCCCUCCGAUAGGCUUCCGCUAUGAUGGACUGUAUGAUGUCGUUAGCUAUGAGCUAAAGGACAAGGCCAAAGAGCGCUAUUGCUUCAAGCUGGUGCGUCAGCCCGGUCAAGGCCCUAUCCGUGGCGGCGACGGCCCCGAGGCUAGACCUACCCGUCAGGAAAUAGAGCGGUUCAAACAGGAUCGACGGUUUCGUGGUCUAUGAGGCAAAGAUUGAUAAUGAAAAUGAGAAGGAAGUAAAUUGGCAUAGCCUUACUGGAGGGGAAGGAGAGGGACUUGAGAAAUACGUAAAGAAUGAACAGGAUCGACGGUUUCGUGGUCUAGGAGGCGGAGAUUGAUAAUGAGAAGGAAGUGAUUGGCAUAGCCUUACUAGAGGGAGUUGAGGGACUCAAGAAAUACGUGAAUAAUAAGGAGGAGUCGAGGGACCUGAGAAAUACGUAAAGAAUGAAUGAGGUGUACUCAGACUGUGUGAAUCAAAC